GUGUUGUAUUCUCCCACACACUGUGUCUGUGCCCAUUUCCUAGAAUGUCACCUGAAAUGAAAGUAAAGGGCAUUGCGCUUAAAAUUCGUUUAUUUCCAGAAUCGGCCCGCCGCGAGCCGCCACCGCCUCCCCGCCGCUGCAGCGAUGGAAGCUUGCUUAGUGAAGACGAACAAGGAAAUUCAAAUAGAUCGGUGGUCGAGGACUCUAGAAGUCGGUCUUAUUAUUUCAGGAGGUGUAAAAGGGUGAGGCCAACGAACAUAGAGUCCCUCCCCAGCGAGCUCUUAUCCGACAUCCUCGUGCGUCUGCCAGCUGAUCAUCUCUACGAUAGAGUAAGGCUUGUGUGCCGCAGGUGGUACCACAUUAUCCAUUCUUAUGAUUUUGUCAACACACAAAUUCAGCAUUCUACAUAUGGACUUCUUCUCUGCUGCAUUGGUGUGUGGGGCGGUCAUCAUCCAAUUCUCAUCACUGCAACACAAGGCGGCCGAAUUGAGACAUCUGAGUUCACUUACUUAGACAGAGGCAGAUUUCUAAACAGUUGCAAUGGUUUGUGCUUAGAGGUACACAGCAUUCAUAGAUAUCCAUACAUUAUAAAUCCUGCAACAAAGCAAGCAUUCAUGAUCCCUACAAUACCUAACGCUGUAACACAUGCUAGGCGAUUUGGUAUGGCAUUUGCUCCACGUUCCAUGAAGUAUAAAUUGACUACAUUGUAUCGGAGGUUCAAGCAGCGUCAUCUCGCCAUACUGACUUUUGGAGUCGAUAAGUCUUGGAGAGAUGUUGCGCUUGACAGUUUUCGUGAAAGGAAUCAAGUGUUUAAUAUUUUGUCUAAUUCUCCGUUGGUUACAGAAGGUUUCAUACAUUGGACGUGUAGAUAUCGGGGAAUCGUUUUGACAUUGGAUAUUGAGACUGAGAUCCUUACGAAGAGUAUAAUCCCUUCUUUUUCUUUGGGGGAACAUAAUGUGUAUUAUCUGUCAACGGGGAGGUUCGUAUCAGCGAUGAUUGGCAAUGGAGAUUUCACGUGGUAUGUUUGGGGGAUGAAAUCAGAAAGCGGUGAAUGGAGGAAGCUGCUUCCCGCCAUUAGGUUGGGAUCUCAAAAGCGGUGGCUUCAACAGUUUGCUUCAACACGUGUAUAUCAAGUCUUGGAGCCAUUUGGUUGGGUUAAAUACCCUGAGGUUCUGGCCUUUCGUUUUAGUGGUGGGAGUCACACUUGUAUUUUCUACAAUCUUGAUACGCAUGAAAUCAACGCGACUGAAUUUCCAUACUCCGCUGCAUACAUUGGGUUUGUGCAUAAGAAUAGCCUGGAAUGGUUAAGUUAAGAUUAGAUUAUUUGGUAUAGAAUGUUGCAAAUGCAUUCAGAUGAAUACUCUGUCCAUGGUACAUUGGGUUUCUUCAUAAGAAUAGCCUGUUAUGGUUAAGUUAAGAUUAAGAUUAGAUUAUUUGGUGUAGAAUGUUUCAUAGUCAUGUUGGCUUUUCCUAGUAUGCUCAAAUAUGUGUAUUUGAGAGAUUUUUUAUUUGUGAAACAGUUGUGCUACUAGCUUAGAGUUUAAACCGUUUUCAAGGAUGAUUCAACUUUUUAUGAGAUGGAUUGUUUUAGGAUCAUGGUUCAAA
Messenger RNA from Salvia miltiorrhiza (redroot sage), 1605 nucleotides. RefSeq lists its product as uncharacterized. Gene Ontology annotation, molecular function: protein binding. The transcript has 2 exons. The record is from RefSeq and is a predicted model, not a curated record. Lineage: Eukaryota; Viridiplantae; Streptophyta; Magnoliopsida; Lamiales; Lamiaceae. The coding region runs from base 45 to 1313 and encodes 422 amino acids.